Molecule: messenger RNA, 2310 nt
Organism: Exophiala oligosperma
Lineage: Eukaryota; Fungi; Ascomycota; Eurotiomycetes; Chaetothyriales; Herpotrichiellaceae
Exons: 3
Coding region: 272-2017 (581 amino acids)
Molecular function (GO): metal ion binding
Source: RefSeq, a predicted model, not a curated record
CACCAUCGCCCUUGAAAGCCUCGCCAGGUUGUGGCGACUCAUUCCGUAUUCUUUCAACGAAAGUUGAUUUCUCGUCAUUCUUAAUGCUAUGUAGUCGACUUUCUUCGGGUAUCGAAUCACCUCUGUCGUCCCUCGCGGGCCUGGUUGCCCAUGUUCUGUCGAGGUUGUUAUCGCAGUCUGUUUUGGCCGAACAUCUGACUGUUGCGUUCUUAUCUCCUGCUUCAUCCCCUCGCGGAUCACUGUUCUCCGGAUCUGACUGUGGCUGAAGACAAUGUCAUCUUCGGACUCGGUCGUUUCUUCCAGCAGUGCGAGUAUCGAUCUUGACACCGCCACGCUUUCCGGACCUCCCUCUGGCAGCCAUGGUAACAGCAAUCAUCAGAGACCAACGUCUUUCAAUGCUUUGAAUUACAGACCGCUACCUAACCCGCUCAUCCGCUCAGGUUCAGGUCAAAGCAGCCAAAUGUCGACUGCAGCACUCAGAGAUCGUUCUCUACCGACUCCUCCGAACGAGCAGACUGCUGAAGAGCGCAGACGCAGCAUAAUAGCAAUGGACCGCAAGAGAAGGCUCACAACAACUCUAGAGGAUGGCAGAAGAAGGACCAAUAGUGGCAGCUACUAUGAUCGAAGGACCACUCAUGAUGGGUACCGAAUGGAUGGUCCUUCAACCCCGAUGCGGAACGACACAGUGGGCACAAGACCUGCACCAGAAUUCAUCGACUUGACAGAAACUACUCCUUCGCCAUCACGUCCAACACCACUCCAUCAGACGGACGAGGUGAGGAUGAACAAGCCUUCUCCAGAGUCCUCGAGGCGGUACGUGGUGCCUCGUUGGCAGCCAGAUUCCGAAGUCAGCGAAUGUCCUAUCUGCAAGCGUCCCUUCAGCUGGAUGUUCCGCAGGCAUCACUGUAGGAAAUGUGGGAGAGUAGUAUGCAACGACUGCUCCCCUCAUCGCAUAACCAUUCCUCGACAGUUCAUCGUUCAUCCGCCGGAAUCAGAUGCUGUUCCAUCGCCGGGGCAAGGGGUUAGAAGCCGACACGACCCGAUAGAUUUAACAGCAGACGGUCAUGAUGAUGAUCCCUUUGAUGCUCGAGCCUCGCCUGACCCAUACCUUGCACUUGACGGAGGCGAGAAAGUUCGACUUUGCAACCCUUGCGUGCCAGAUCCUCAACCAGACCCAUUCCCACACUACUCCCUUCUCGAAAACGAAUCCGGUCGACGUGGACCACCCUGGAGUCACACGAUCGGACAUGCAAGAGGCUCUAGCCAUCCGUCAGGUAUAAGGACAGGACCAACCAUACCAGCAAGAGACGAUUCUCUUCGUCAUCCCAUGAGAUAUGACGGGUCCAGCGCUUUCCCAAAUCGUGCGAGUUGGACUGGUCAUCCCCAUUCCCAGAUUUCUCCUAGUCGGUACCGCCCUGUGUUAUCUACGUCAGUAGGGGAACGGGCAUUCUCUGUGCCGUCAAGAGAUUUCAUUCCUUCAGAACGCCGGUCCAGCUACGGCAAUACACAACCACUCUCCCGUCAGCCGCGAGAUGAGUCGGCCACUGGUUUCAAUCGCGGCCCUUAUGCUCCACCACGCGCGCCUUACGAGACUACGGCCACUCGAUUUCCUGUUACCCUGCAGAAUAUCGUUGACGGCCCGCCGCGACCUCGCAUUGACGAGAGAGAUAUCUGUCCUAUCUGUCGACGUGCACUUCCUCCGAGAGAGCCAGACGGCACGGAGAAUGCGCGAGAAGCGCACAUCAUGUCUUGCAUCAUUGCAAGAGACCCAUCAGCCCGAUUUGAGGGCGCUGGCGGUCCCUCCCAGUCUCGAGUUCACAUGCUCCCAUUCAUUGCGACUGAAAAGGACUGCGUCGGCUCGGAUGGUAGUCCACAAGAGUGCUCGAUAUGUAUGGUUGAAUACGAUGUCGGAGAUGAAUUGGCACGGCUGGAGUGCUUGUGCAAAUUCCAUAAAAGCUGCAUUGUAGAAUGGCUUGAGCGCAAAGCGGAGUGCCCAGUGCACAAACUUCUGUUAUGAAUCACGACAUGACGAUACGACGAUUGAAGAUUGAUGGACUGCUUCUGGGACUGAUUUCCAUCUGAUGGGCAUUUGGAGUUUGGAAAGGUUGGGUCAGGUCGGAGGUGCUACGUGGACAGUUAUACAAGGAUUCCCCCUCUGUUGAUGGUAUAGCUUCUCUACCUGAUGUUAUAUGAUGUUGACUCCUACUCAUAUCCGUACAACAACGUCAUCUUCUCUCUACCUCGUGCUCUCGAUCCACCACCAGCAAUAGAAGAAUGGAAGGAUCACGCGAAAAGCCAGUCAGAUUGUGC